This is a messenger RNA of Alternaria rosae, 2025 nucleotides long. Its product is annotated as gamma-glutamyltranspeptidase 1 precursor. Gene Ontology annotation, biological process: glutathione catabolic process. Bases 1 to 1647 code for a protein of 548 amino acids. The record is from RefSeq and is a predicted model, not a curated record. Gene Ontology annotation, molecular function: glutathione gamma-glutamate hydrolase. NCBI's taxonomy places the organism in Eukaryota, Fungi, Ascomycota, Dothideomycetes, Pleosporales, Pleosporaceae. Gene Ontology annotation, cellular component: plasma membrane. The transcript is spliced from 4 exons.
AUGGCACGCGGUUCGCUUGUCAAGUGCUUCACCGGCCUAUUGACGCUGCAGAGUGUCUUGGGUACUCCGGAGGGCCAGUUGGGUGCUGUUGCUUCGGAAAGUGAUAUCUGCAGUCAUAUCGGUAUUGAGUUGCUGAAGCUGGGUGGUAAUGCUGCGGAUGCCAUGGUCGGCACUGGUGGCAUGUGCCGUAUGUUACUAACUACAGGAAUCGGCGGAGGAGGAUUCAUGCUUCCGAAACAGCCCCCAGCAGCUGCAUUUGAAGAUAUGUACAAGAACAACGAAGACGCCAGUAUCAACGGCGGUCUAGCAUCCGGUAUCCCUGGUGAACUCCGUGGACUUCAACAUCUUCACGAGAAUUACGGAGUCCUACCAUGGGCCACUGUCCUCACCCCAGCUGUCAAGGUCGCCAGAAAUGGCUGGAGAGUCAACGAAGAUCUUGUCAAAUACAUGGCCUCCGCUACCUCCUCAUCCAACUUCCUAGUCGACGACCUCGAGUUUGCUCUCGAUUUCGCGCCCAAAGGACGUCUCCUCCAGCUCAACGAGACCAUCACGCGGAAGCGCUACGCCGACACGCUCGAGACCAUUGCCCAGAACGGUCCCGACGCAUUCUACAACGGCCCCAUAGCAGAAGCCACAAUCCGCGCACUUCAGGCCGCCAACGGAACGAUGACGCUCUCUGAUCUCUCCAACUACACGGUCGCCAUCCGCAAGCCCUCCACGAUAACCUACCGGGAUUACAAGCUCACAGCCUGCAGCGCGCCCUCAGGCGGCGAAGUCGCCCUAGCCACGCUCAAAAUCAUGGAAGGCUACUCCUGCGUCGGCCACCCAGAAAACAUCAACCUAACCACACACCGCCUAGACGAAAGCAUGCGAUUCGCCUACGGCAUGCGCGCCGAACUAGGCGACCCCCUCUUCCUCUCCGGCAUAGACACGUACCAAGAGCAAAUGCUAUCCGAGGCCACGGCCAAAGAAAUUCGGUCCAAGAUCUCCGACACCAAGACGUUCGACGUGUCGUACUACGACCCCGCUGGUCUGGAAUCCCUCGAGACGCCCGGAACGAGCCAUAUCGUUACGGCGGACAAGAGUGGCAUGGCUGUUACACUGACGACAACGGUGAACCUGCUCUUUGGAAGCAAGCUCGUCGUCCCUGAAACCGGUGUCAUUAUGAACAACGAAAUGAACGAUUUCAGUAUUCCAAACACAACGAACGCGUUCGGAUAUAUUCCCUCGCCUGCCAACUUCAUCCGACCCGGUAAACGCCCUCUAUCCUCCAUCUCGCCCGUCAUCGUCGAGCACCUCAACUCCUCGUCCAUUGCAAGUGCUUUCUACGUGGCUAUUGGCGCGGCGGGAGGCAGUCGCAUCAUCACGGCUACGAUCCAGAAUCUGCUUCAUAUCCUCGAUGGGGAGAUGACGACGGCGGAGGCGCUGGCCGAACCGAGGAUUCAUGAUCAGUUGGUGCCGGCGCAGGUCAGCUUUGAGUAUGGGUUUGAUAAUGGGACUACGGCUUUCUUGAAGGGGUUGGGCAGUAAUGUUACGUGGGUUGCGCCGGGAUCGAGUACCGCGCAGGGCUUGAGGCGCUUGACGAAUGGCACUUUUGAGGCGGCGGGUGAACCGAGGCAGAAGAACAGUGGUGGGUUUGUCGUUUAGACAGGCUCUGGGAGUGGCUGCGGUGUUAUGGCUGGACGGUACCUAUACCUUAUGCGUCAUGAAGAACCUCAAGUACUCAUGAAACCCCUCUAUCUACAUGGACGUUCACUGUGCAUAAUCUGAUGAUGGUCUUUACUAUAUCUUUUGUAAUCUUUUGUACAUAUACAACAGCUCGACACGACCGGCUAUCGACCUGACGUUACCCAAGCUAAGACAAGGUCUCUUGCGGGCACGUCCUCUCAUGACAUCGAUGUCGCAUGGAACGAAGAAAUAACGCCAGGAAUUUUACAGUGCAAACAGCAGAAUUAGAAGGAAAAGGACAGGAUGGUUUACCUAUGAGAUGAGACAGAUUGUACGGGUCUACCCAUGGCUUGGAAC